Branchiostoma floridae (Florida lancelet) is the source of this 5968-nucleotide messenger RNA. RefSeq names its product AT-rich interactive domain-containing protein 2-like. Gene Ontology annotation, biological process: regulation of DNA-templated transcription. Gene Ontology annotation, cellular component: SWI/SNF superfamily-type complex. Gene Ontology annotation, molecular function: DNA binding. The record is from RefSeq and is a predicted model, not a curated record. NCBI's taxonomy places the organism in Eukaryota, Metazoa, Chordata, Leptocardii, Amphioxiformes, Branchiostomatidae.
CUAUUGGGUACCCCUCUAGAGACCAAUGCAAUUUUCGGCAUGUUCAUUAUUUUUUGUUGCGAUUUUCAUCUGAGUCGUCCCGUCCGUUCACCGCUAUUGAUUCUCCUCAAAUUAUCCGCAUCUAGAAAGUCGCACCGUUCGACCAAAGUCGACAUCCCGACGUACCCGAAAUGUCCCGUCGAUGGACGAUUUUUGCCUGAAAUGUGAUUUUUCUGGGCCUCGAAAAAGCGGGGUUAUAAUAUUCGGAGGGAGUCGCGGGUAGGUAGGAUCGCAGUGUUUUUGGCUUGACCGGGAAUCGAGAGGAGGAUUUUUUGUUUCCCCGUGCACUGGGGUGGAUGAAUGAGCCGCGGGAGGGGUGGAAACUCGAGCUAACCAACCCAGGAACUCCGUAGUGGAUGACCUAGCGGCCUGAACUCGGGAAAAAACGCCGGAAAGAUGGACCGUUCGCCCGGGAAAGACCCGGGUAGAGAACGCAGGCAGAGGCAGGCGUUUCUGAAGGAUCUGAAGGAUUUUCACGCUGCCAAAGGGCACCCAAUUUCUCGGUUUCCCUACGUUGGCGGGAGAGAGCUGGACCUGCACCAUCUUUACAACAAAGUCACCUCUUUGGGAGGAUUUCAGAAGGUGUCUGAGAAGGAGAGAUGGGGGGAACUGACAGAACAUUUCAACUUCCCCAGAGGUUGCACCCAUGCACCUUAUGCACUGAAACAGCUGUAUUACAGGUACCUGGAGCCGUACGAGCGUGUGAACCAGGGGGAAGAGGAGGAAGACUUCCUGUUGGACCGCAGCCCCUCCGCCUCUCCCCGCCCCGGUACACCCAUGGGGAUGGGGCACCACAGUGUGACCAGACAGGUGGAGAUACCAGGUAACAUCGGCAACAUUUUUGUGGACAUAGAGCUUACCUUUGCAGCACAGAACCUACUUUUGUGGGAGGAGAAAGGAGGUUUUAGUGGUGUUGGGUAUCGGGUACCACAGUAUGCCCUCCGUCAAACCAGCGGGUUAUCGCUGGACAAGCCCGCCCUCACGGACUACGACAAGCUGAUGAUGUCAUUACAAAGCGGGCUGCCGAACGAGGUGGACUUCGCCAUCAACGUGUGUACCCUGCUGUCCAACGAGAGCAAACACGUGAUGCGCCUGAACAAGGCGCCGCGGAUCAUCGACCAGCUGCUGGCGCAAGUCGGCCUGUUCGAGGAUGGUCCUGGGAGCUACCAAUCAGUGUAUGAAGAGGGGUGGAAGCCCCUAACUGGGAGGGACUUUGUGAAGUUUUGGAAAGACACAGUGGAAGACGGAGAAAUGAAAGAUCUUAUUAGGACGCACCUGGACAAAACUACAGAUGAGGACCACAUGGAUUUGGACAGCCUGUUCAACACCAGGAGGAACUUGGGCAUCAAUGAUAUUGAAGGACAGAGAGUCUUACAGGUUGCUGUCAUCCUAAGAAACCUGUCGUUUGAGGCUGACAAUGUCUCAGUACUGGCGGCACACAAAACCUGUUUCAGGUUCCUGCUCCUGUGCGCGCACAGCAAGUACGCGUCUCUGAAGCAGCUUGGUCUGGACACACUGAGUAACGUGGCAGCUGAGAUGAUUCUGGAGCCGGUACAGAACGAGACCACACAGCUGCUCAUGCACACCAUCUGUGCUGGGCUCAACUCCAGGGACAAGUUCUCCGCCAUGAGAGGUAUGGAAGUUCUCGGUAAGCUGUGUCAGGUUCCAGAGAACCAGGAGGUACUAGAGGAGUGUGUAGAGCUGGACACGUACAGGAACCUGGUGCGCACACUGCUGGUACACGAUGUACAGGUCCUGCUGGCCUGUCUGGAAGUGUUGUACGACCUUUCCAACGUCGGCAAGGUCACGGCCAGCAAGAUUGCAUCCAUCGAGCACAGCGUGGAGAUCCUGGUUGGCAUGUUGACGUUGGAUGUGCAGACCCUGCGUCCUGACGCUUUAGCGGGCAUCAGAAUAAUAGACCAUGGGCCACACCGGCAAGCCGCGCAGGACCCCAACAGGGUGGACAGCUAUCAACAGGCCCAACAAACAGGUCAGCGGCAGCAGUUAGUUACCGCCACGGUAUCAUCAGCUCACUCUGCGACGCCGUCUCAGGGCGGGCGCGAGAUCGACAGCGAAACCUUCACGUGUUCGUGGCUGAACUCGCUGUACGAAGUGGACUCGGAGGGGUCGGUAGCGAGGAUAGACCUGUACGCAGACUACCUGUCGUCCUGCAGUAAACUGGCGCGAGUCGGCAUCCUCACAUCCACACACUUCUACAGAUGUGUCAAGUGAUGACAUCUACCAGCAGUCAACACUCAUCACAGCUCACACGUUCCUUCAGCAUCCAGCGCCCUUCCACCUCCCAGUCCCCGUACCCCAACACCCCCACCCCUCCCUCUCACACCCCCACCCCUCCCCCCUUCCAGGAGCCCAGACCCCCUCCCCCUCCCUACAGACAGCCCACCCCACCCCAAGCCCCCUCCCCAUCAGUACAAACCCCGCCCCAGGUGACCAAACCCAACCCCGUCCCCGCGCCGGUGAACCCAGACUUCCAGAGGAGGCGAGGUUCACUUGGAAUGUCACCGGAAGAAAUGGCCAGGCUGAUCGCCGCCCAGGGUCAGCCUCCAGGUCAGAGUUCAGGUCAGAGUUCAGCUCCACACCAGGGGCAAGGGGAUGCCAAUAUGCAUGGUCCUCUGGCGGCCUUGCUGAAACGUAAGGGUAGUCUUGUGUCGGGGACCAAGGAGCCUGUCUCAACAUCACCAGCUGGGCUGCAGCAGAAAAAUCAGGCAGUGUUAACAGGUUCCUCACAGCCAGCCUUGCCAGCAAGGCCCUUGCCUAAUAUGGCAAGCCCAAAAGGCCCUGAACAAGUUGUUCUUCCCCACAAUGGAAUGCCGUCAGUGUCGCAAGGGGCUCAAACUACAGCAGUAAGGCAGGUCAAUUCACCCAAUCUGAGGCUACCCCCUCCAGGCCUGGCCUUGCCACCCCCACAUGCCCAAGUGGUACCUUCCGUGAGAGCAACUGUUGGUGUGAGUGGGACUGUCCAGGUACAGACCGCAGUGCCAGUUUCACAGCCAAACGGGCAGCUAAACGUGCAGACAGUCGCAGCAUUGCCCAUGUCUAGUCCACAGAUGUCCAUCGUGCCGCAAACGGUGCCUGCUUCUGUUGCACAAAUUAACCAGGCACCUUCUACUCUGGCCGCCGCCUCAACAGUUCCCCCAGUCAGUGCCGCCAUCCCUAACCUCUCUGUUGCACAACCUCAGCAGCUUCCCGUCGUCAGCAACCAAGUCACCUCGCAGCCCAACCUGGCGCUGGCAACUAACAUCCCCGGACAACCAAAUGUCGUGUUUGUCCAAGCUGCUCCCAACAUUGCCGGGCAAAACCCUGCCAUGCCGCUGUCCCAACCCAUCCAGCAAGCGUCGGCGGUGUACCCGACCGCCAUCCACCAGGCGUUGCUAGGCAACGUGCAGGUCCCGUGCUCGUCAAACGUGACGCAGUCUCCGACAGUCCCAGCGCAAAAUGUCUCGGCGGCUCCCUUGCCCAUGGGGAUCGUCUUUCAAACCAAGAACGCGGGGAUUCCGAGUACGGUCAUCCUAACGCAAGUUCCGCAACAGCUGCCUGUGGGACAGACCGCUCCAAUCCAGGUAUCAGGAACGAACCUUAGCGGCAGCACAUUCAUCGUUGGACAGGUUAACAUGGCGCCGGGACAAAUCCUCCAGCCACAAGCGGCAAACGACGGUAAUAAGAGCGGAAGUAUCAUCAGGCAGCUGUUGUUACCCAAACCCGAGCGUCAUGACUCCAACCAGAGAUUGAUACUUCCCAAACCUCCUCCCUCAGCCGUCAGCCAAACAUCCUUCAGUAGUGUAGCUAAUGUACAGGUUCCUCCGCAAGUAAGCCCCCAGCCGAGCAGCAAGAAUGCCCUGCCCCCACUGCCAGUGAGUCCCGAGCCUAACAAGGCUGUCGAAAAAGCUGCAAAUCCCGCACAGCAAGUUGCAGUUCCCAACAAUCCUGACCGCGUCAUUUGUUCGCAAGUUGAGGUCGCAAAGGACGUGAUUGGACCAAACACAGGGAUGCACGAGGACGAGAGAAGGAUUGAGGUAAUCGAAAAUCAUAGUAGAAAAACUCUUGAAGACAAGAUUGCCAGUAGUGGUAGUUUCCACCAAUCAGGGACUGCGGGUGGGGCACCAACUGAUAGUAUCAACCAAUCACAAACCAAUAACCCAUUGCCAGUGAACUCAGUGGACCAAUCAGGGACCAGUGGUAAGGAAGCUGUGAACCAAUCAGGGGAAGGCACAAAACUACCUCAGGAAUCAGUGGACUUGUCAGCAGAAAAGCAUUCUGGGCUUUCUAACGGGCCGUUGUCGACCAAGGUGGCUCAAGGUACCAAUGACUUGGACGUUCCUCUUGUGAAUGGAGUCAGCGAUUCUGAAAAAGAAGAUGAGAAAAUGCAGAUAACAGAGGAAAAGGAAGUGAGAACAGACAAAAAGACUUCUGUCGUAGCACCGGCAAAUUCCACAAACAUUCCCAACCAUAAUUCCAUGCAAAGAAACGAGUUGUUGCCCAAUGGGGAGAUAAGGACGGAAGAAACAAUGAACGGCUCAAUAUCCGCUGAAAAAGCUUCAGGAAACGUAAAUCACACACACUCCGUGAACGGAAUGGCUUCUGAGGACAAACAAACAUGCCACGCCAACGGAAAUUCCACAGGAAUCGCAAAUUCCAUCUUGUCUUCUCCGCACAAUGCUCAGAACACUUUAGUACACAAUAGGACUUCACUGCCAAACUCAAAUUCGUUACCCUCUGGCGUUGCGCAAAACGUUGUCUCAAACACCAACCCAACCGCUACAAACCUUGCAUCAUCCCCGGAUGAGUUGCAUAGCAAGAAAGCGCAGAAGCGGCCGCUCGAGAACGACGUGCUAGCACGAGGAAUCGCGAACAAAGUCGGGAUGAGAAUAGUGACCGACCAGAGACUGAAAGCGGAGGUUUCUCAAAACAGUACUGUUAACGUACAAGGUAAUUCUCCGUCACUUUCUGUAAAUGUUGUGAAAGCCGGGGAGAACUCUGCUUUUGUUCCUGGGAGUGCGAUAUCAGGUCCAUCCCAGUCGCUGAGGCUUUCGGCUCCUGGUGGUGCUUCUUCGCAAGGUGCGCCCCCUGGCAGCCCCCAGGGAACUGCAGAGGGUGGCGUGGCUCAGAACAGUGCUGCUGGGGAACAGAGGAGGAAAAGUGGGAACUUCAUCUGCCUUUGGUACAACUGUGAGAGCUGGUAUGACACCCCAAACCAGGUGUUUGUCCACGCUGUCCGAGAGCAUGUGUUGGCGUCCAACAUAGGCCAGUGUUUGUGGGAGGGCUGUGAACCAAUCAAACGGCAGCCCUGGUCACUCAUCAGUCACUUACAGGACAAGCAUUGUUCCAAGGAGGCUCUCCAGGUGGCUCUUCAGGUGUUCCAGCAGCGACAGUCGUCAGGUGCUCGUGCCCCCACCCCCCAGGGGCCUCCCCGGGAGAUCCAGUGUCCGCCCAACGCUGCGUUCUUGGCUAUCAGGAGGAUGACUCCCUACCAGACCCCACAGAAGGACUGGGAGGAGAAGGAAGGCCCCAUCACCAAGAGUGUUCGGCUGACAGCCACAUUGAUACUGAGGAAUGUAGCCAAGCACUCUGUGGAAGGGAGGAGGAAAAUCCAGCGCUAUGAAGAGCAUCUGUCGUACCUGGCACUCAGCAACCUGGAGUCCGCCAACUUUAUCGCCAAGUGCCUCGGCUUCGUGUUCCAACCAGAGCAGUCGGAGUCCCAGAGAGACAAUCCCCCUUACGUCCGAUAGCAGAAGUACCGCCCGCCGUGUGGCGUAGCGCGUGGUUCGUGUGUGUUUGGAGUUUUGGAAGAGUAACUCAUUGCCUUCUGAUACAUUUCAAGCACUGUUAUCCCUAAGCAAUUGACCCCUUACAGACCAGUAUUUGACAAAACUUGUAGACAAAAUAUGGUCCAAACUGCCUAAUAAUUCUA